Messenger RNA from Elephantulus edwardii (Cape elephant shrew), 1605 nucleotides. RefSeq names its product butyrophilin subfamily 1 member A1-like. Gene Ontology annotation, molecular function: signaling receptor binding. Gene Ontology annotation, cellular component: external side of plasma membrane. NCBI's taxonomy places the organism in Eukaryota, Metazoa, Chordata, Mammalia, Macroscelidea, Macroscelididae. The record is from RefSeq and is a predicted model, not a curated record. Gene Ontology annotation, biological process: T cell receptor signaling pathway; regulation of cytokine production. The coding region runs from base 1 to 1605 and encodes 534 amino acids. The transcript is spliced from 9 exons.
AUGGUAGGUUCUCCAGACUUCUCUCUGCAACAAGGCCUCCUCUCUCUCCUGCUUCUCCAGGUGUCCAUGUGGGGCGCAGAUGCGUUCGUGGUGAUUGGUCCCUCAGAGCCGAUUGUGGCAAUGCUGGGUGCAGAUACUGUGCUGCCCUGUCGUGUGUCACCAGUCAUGAAUGUGGAGAAAAUGCAGCUUCGGUGGUUUCGCUCCCAAUUCUCAGAAGCUGUAUAUGUAUAUCAGGAUGGACUGGAGGAGGUGGAAGAGCAACUUGUAGACUUCAAAGGAAGAACUGAGUUGGUGAAGGAUCAUAUUACUGAGGGAAGAGUAGGUGUGAGAAUCCACAGUCUUCGGGUCUCAGACAAUGGCAUGUACAAGUGUUUCUUUAAACAAGGAAAUGACUUUGAAGAAGCCAUUUUGGAGCUAAAAGUCAUAGGCCUGGGUUCUGGACCUCAUAUCCUCAUAGUGGGUCCCGAGGAUGCAGGAAUAAGAGUAACAUGCACAGGAAAGGGAUGGUUUCCCCAGCCUGAGGUACAAUGGAGAGAUGAAAAAGAAAAGAAAAUACCAUCUCUCUCAGAGGCUGAGACCCAAGAUGAUGAUGGGUUGUUCCAGAUAGAGACAUCCCUCAUUGUGACAGACAGUUCCAAGAGAAAGGUAUCCUGCUCCAUGAAGAACCCCUUCUUUGGUGAAGAGCAGGUGGAAACUAUUUCUAUUCCAGAACCCUUCUUCCCUAGGACUUCUCCAUGGAAGAUAGCAUUUGCUGCGACUUUCCCUAUACUCUGGAUUUCACUGGGUGCUAUUUUGUUUUUGUUCUGGAGAGGACAACUAGAAAAGAAGAGGGUGAAGAAAGCUGAGGAUGAAAAAGAGAAAGAAAAGAAAGCCAAAGAAUCACUCAAGAUAGAGCUUGCCAAAAGGAAGGCACUAUAUGAACAAGACUGGACAAAGGCAAACAUAUAUGCUGACUGGAGAAAGGAAAGGUUCACAGAAGUGGUGGCUGCUUUGGCACCAGACACGGCUCAUUCCAACCUCAAAGUUUCUGAGAAUGGAAGAUGUGUUUCUUUCUGUGAAACAUCACUAAACGAAGAACAGGAAUCUGAAACCAUCUUCAGUGUUCUGGGUCAGGAUCAGUUUACCACAGGAAGACAUUUUUGGGAGGUGGAAAUAAAAAUGGAGGCGGCAGAAAGUGUGCUUGAAACUAGAUGGGGUCUAGGUGUUUGCUCAGACACUGUGAAAAGACAUGGAUGGUUUGUAGAAAGUCCAGAGAAGAAUUUCUGGGUGGUGGCAUUCACUGAAGGAGAAAUAAAGGCUCUCACCUCCACGCCAAGGAGCCUGAGACUGAGGAAGCACCCCGACAAGAUAGGAGUUUUUCUGGAUUGGGAGGCUGGGGAUGUGUCCUUCUACAACAUGACUGAUGAUUCUCAUAUCUAUUCUUUUACUGGAAUCACCUUCUGUGGGAACCUCCGUCCUUAUUUUAGCCUUCAAGGUCCUGUGACUAUCUCCUCAAUUUCAGAUCACACAAAUAAUUGUCCUACUUCUUCAAAGACCUCUUUAACUCAUGGAACAAAUAAUGAUGUGAGAGUCCCCCAAGAAGCUAUAUCGUUAUUAUCUACAUAA